This is a messenger RNA of Magnolia sinica, 732 nucleotides long. RefSeq names its product blue copper protein 1a-like. The record is from RefSeq and is a predicted model, not a curated record. The transcript is spliced from 4 exons. Bases 1 to 732 code for a protein of 243 amino acids. Gene Ontology annotation, cellular component: plasma membrane. NCBI's taxonomy places the organism in Eukaryota, Viridiplantae, Streptophyta, Magnoliopsida, Magnoliales, Magnoliaceae. Gene Ontology annotation, molecular function: electron transfer activity.
AUGUAUGCCCAUGCUAUCAUCAUAGCCAUCCUUCCUGCGAUUGCUCUAGCUAAGGAAUUCGUAGUUGGAGAUGGCAUUGGGUGGACCUUCAACUUCGAUUAUCAAGCCUGGGCUGCCGGCAAGGAAUUUCGUGUUGGAGAUAAGCUGGUUUUCAAAUAUCCUGUGGGAGCUCACAAUGUUUUCAAGGUGAAUGGAACCGCUUUCCAGGACUGCACUGUGCCACCGGUGAACGAAGCUCUCGUUACUGGAAAUGAUGUAAUUACCCUUGCAACCCCCGGUAGGAAGUGGUACAUUUGUGGAGUAGCCAAGCACUGUGCCAACGGAGGUCAGAAGCUUGCGAUCACCGUCCAAUCGAAUUUACUAGCUCCAUCUUGGCCGCCUAUUGGAGCCGAAGCACCCAGCUCGGCAAAUAAGAUCGUGGCAUCUAGAUAUCAAGUCCUGAUGGUAGGUACCGUUGCCAUUGCUGCGAUGUUGAUCACGAUACCAUGGUAUAAGGGCUUCCUGAAGUACUGGUCUCCAACGACAAAUUCUUUCCAUUUGCCUGUAGGUGAAGUAAGCAUAAUUUUAUGGGAUUUUCAUCACAUGUCUGGAUUUCCUGUCACGGGGCAUUUCUUCGAUGACUUUGUCCCCACCAAUGAAGAAUUUGCUAUCUUAAAAGAUGGCCUUUGCUUCGGGCAGCUAUUCACAGGAUCUAGAGAACCUCAAGCACAAAAGGAGUUCUGCAGAUUAUAA